CUUGAACAAGACGGCCACGAUGAUAGAUUGCCAGUUAUUUUUGAAUUAGAACGAGCUCCGUACUAACCCGUCUGUGGAACACCUGUAGUAUCUAUCCUUGCGGAACACAGUGAAACGCUUUGUGCGUUUUCGUAUGUUUGUGCAACAGCAAACUUGAAUUAUCCGCUUCCAAGUACAACCCUACUGAGAAGUACUAGUAUCGCUAAACUUCGUUCGAUAUUACCCCCAGGAGCAUGCCGUCGCCGGCGAAGAGCUUCAAGCAGCCGCGGGUGCACGUUCCCGGCGCGUCGCCGCCCACGAAGCGGUUGCACACUGCAGCUUCGGGAGUUGGAGCAGCUGCUUCCGGAAGUUGUAUCGCCACUGGAGCAGGAGCUCCUGCGGGCGGGGCCAUCAUCUUCGACGCACCAACACCCGCGAAGAACUACGGUGCAGCUACUACCUCGAAAAUGAACCUGUUCGGGGCGGGACAAGAAGCUGUGCCUGCUGCAGCGGGGUCGUUGUUCGAUCAAGAUUCUUUAUUCGACGCUGAGAUAGCGCUGGCUCUUCAGGUAUCAAAUGUAAAACUGUCUGGGUCUGGAAGUUUGGAACUUGUGAUGCUGGCUUUGGACUCUAAGAAAAUCUGUAUUGCAUGGCCAGCAAGAGGGUUCCAGUUUGUGCUACGCGGGGAGGGCGUUUGUCAUGCGGAAUUAUAGGCAUCAGGAAGCCUUCUAGAAAUCUGCGAUGCAAGAUCAUGCAUUACAGGCAUCAUGGGUCAUGUAAAACAGGCAUGACAAACCUUGCAUUCUUCCAGACCCAGACAUUUUUGCAUUUGAUAUCAGGAGCACCAGCAGGAGGAUGUGGAUGAUGUGCUCAUGCAGGAGCAACAGAACAACAGCCACGUUCUGCAGCAAACAAGAGCAUCAUCUUCUUCGUCCUCUUCUUCCUCUUCGGGCGCUAAUAUCAUCAAAAAUCCCGCAUCGGCAUCCUCUUCCUCUUUCGGUGCAAGCAGCUUGUUCCACCAGCACCAGCGGCGACCACAGUCUGCUGGCGCUGUCAACGGCAACAUCUUAUCUGCCGGAAAUAGCAAUUUACAACUUGUCACCAGAAAUGCUGCGACGCUGAAUAACUUCAAUCUCAACGGGUUGCGGAUGAACCAGCCGGCGCAGGGAAUUCUGUCACGGAACAACAAAGAUAAACCGUUGCGGGACGAGUUCGGGGAGUUGGAAGAGGAGGAGGACGACGAUGAGGGAAACAAAAGCGAACUCGAGGACUUCGACAACGAUACUAAAAAUAAUCUCUCCACCGACGAGGUGGAAGAAGAAGAUGAAAAUGAAAAUCAAGCCUUGCAGCUGCUGGCCGCCGACGGUUUGCAAGGUGAUCUUCUCGAAACAACUUCUACCAACGAAAACGAGGAAAACCUAAAUCACAACCCCUUCACCCACCUUCCGAUUGCGGACCAGACCGCAAAACUCCCCGCGAAGAGACCCACGGGACGCAACGUUUUGCGCCAGGGAGACGAGGGCUUCAACCAGUUCUACCGGCAAUGGCUGCGGGAAAAAGGGAUCAUCAACACCAGCGGCGCAGACAACCACAUGGUCAACGGCGUAGUACAGCAAGACGAGUUAUCUACUUCUUGCAAACCGCUGCCGCAGCAGGCUGUGGUUCUGGCCGGUCUCCGCUCGGGGUUCACGCCGAAAAUUUUGGUAGACCACAGAACCGGCGCCGGAAAGACCAGAACGAUGAUUCAAGUCAUCGACGAGUUUUUUCUUUCCCCGAACCCGAAGGUGGUCAUCGUGCCGACGGACAACAUUCGCCGGAAUUUCCUGCUCGAGUUAAUCCGCUGGCCCUCGAAGUGGAGAACCUACUGGGCGGCGGAGAACCAAGAGUUUGCCCGGACUGCUGCGAGAUCGAAGUCUUGGGCGAAGAGGCUCGAUCAGGAGUGGACCAACCCGAAGCGGGAGAUGAUUUCUUCCAUGGAGGCCGCGAUCGGCAUGAAGUCCUUGAUUCGCAACGGCCAAAUCCGCGACGGCUUCGCGGAAAAAUUCAUCGAGCGGUUUCCCCAGGUUUGCUUCCCCAAAGCGCCGGUCCGGGUCCUGAGCUACGGGUGCGCGGGCGGCAUACGGAUUGCAACUAUGUCUGGGUCUGGAAGAGUGGAACUUGUAGUGCUCUCUGCGGAUUCUAGAAAUAUCUGUGUUGCAUGAGCAGCAAGAGGAGGCAGUUCUUGGCACGCGGAGAGAGCAUUUCUCAUGCGUGAUUAGUAUCAACAUGCUCUCAAAAAAUCAGUGAUGCUAGCACCAGCAUCACAGACCUCACGGGUCAUGCAAAAUGUGCAUGACAAGCCCCGACUCUUCCAGACCCAGACAUUUUUACAUUUGAUACGGCAGUGCGAUGAACAAGAAGAAUCCGGACGUCAUUCUCCGGUUUGGAAAGAAAUUGCCCCCGAAGGUGAAGAGCGCUGACGGAUCGAAGAAGCAGGAACAGGAUUGGUCGGACCAAAAUCUGUACGACAACACGAUUGUCCUCCUGGACGAAGCGCACAAUGCGGUGAAGGAGCAGUCCCAGUACCGCGCGCAAUUGGAAAAACUCUGCGACGCUUUGAAGCGAACGAACGAGAACACCCGCGUUGUCUUCCUCACGGCCACGCCCGCGCCCGCGGUGAGCGGGAAUCAGGCCGUGAAUGGGAGAUCAUCUGUGAACCCGCAGAAGUUGUUGGAUUUGGUUAAAGGACUACGAGACGUGCUCCUGAGCCGCAACAACGAGGGCUACGUGAGCCAUUUUGAUGGCGUUGCCGGGUUCCCGAAAAUUCUGACCACCAAGCGGUACAAGUACGGGCUGGGUUUCCAGGAGUCGGCCAUGGGGACGGUUGGCAAACUGCCCUACCGGGUCGCGAACGUGGUGCGCGUGCCGAUGGGCAGCGGGGUCUACCUGCGAUACCUGCGGACCUGGAUGGCUUUAUCCGAUCACAACAGCCUGGGCGACCCGGCUUCGAAAAAACGGCUGCUGGCGCGCGGGGUGGUCUGGAUGCCGCCGCUAUCAAAUGUAAAAAUGUCUGGGUCUGGAACAAGGCAAGUUGUCAUGCUAAAUCUGGAUUAUGUAAAAAUCUGCGUUGCGUGAUUACCAAAAGCUGUCCACUGUUGACCUAAUCGAGAGGCAGUUUCUCAUGCAGGAUACGCAUGAUAGAACUCUCACAGAAUCUGUCAUGCUCUGUCCUACAGACUAGAGCUCAUGGGUCAUGGAAAACCUGCAUAACAAGUCUGGCAUUCUUCCAGACCCAGACAUUUUUACAUUUGAUAGCCGCAGAGCGCGUCGCGGGAAGACCAGAAGGCGAAGCUGCUUACCGCGGAUGAGUCCAGUAUGGGAGUGUCAGAAUCGAAAUCAACAAAAUCGAAAUGAUUUGUGAUGCAUAAAAUCGAUACCACUUGGAGCCUCAGUUUCCACGUGGCGCAUGACAAAUUUCGGGAGCGCCAAAAUCCAGUCUGUCGUGCUGUUUAGGCAAAGAACACUGCUCCUGUCGUGCUACUCUGGCAGCGCAUCUUCUUCCCCUAAACAGGUUCACAAUCGGUCUCAUUUGCCUACUCCCCAAUACAGGCCUCCAGUGCCCUACAUUUUAUGCAUCACAAAUUUUUCUUUUUUGUCGAUUUCGACCCUGAAACAUCCAUAUCCAGCAUCGAGGCGUUUGCGUCGAAGGUGUAUCGUGUGGGGGACCGGGUGAGGGAGAUGGAGUUGAAGGCACUGGUAUAUCCUGUGUAAAAACGUCCCCACCCCAGAGUUGUAACUGUGCUUUGUUUUGUUUUUGGUUUUUUUCAGUACAUAAACACCCCAGAGGUGUAAUGCGAAUCUGCGUGGUUGAAAUGUUUCUCAUGCGAAGACGCAUGAGAAGCUUUUUCUAGUGGUGUUUUGAGAUUUGUGAUGCCCAAAUCAGCAUGAUAAACUGGAUCUGUGAUGCUGCUGCACUAGCUAAACGUGGCUACAUUACUAGCCCAAAUUUGUCAUGCGCAACAGCCAAAGCUUGAUGAUUUGUGUAGCAGCUUUCCCAUCUUGACUAUGGGGUGGGGACGUUUUUACAAAUGAUAUGGCGUUGGUGUCCAAGCAGCAGGGGUUCAACACGGUCGUGGACAUUUUGGGCGAGAUGGUCGGGAAAAAUCGGGUAUCAAAUGCAAAUAUGUCUGGGCCCGGAAAGAUCGAUGGAACUUGUAAUGCUAGUCCUACAUGCCUGUAAAAUCUGUAUUGCGUGACCAACCAGAAGACGCCUUCUUUUGUCAUACAAAAGCGCAGCAGGUUCUCAUGCGGGCUGCGCACCAUGAGCAAGUAUAAUUGCGCAAAUAACUUGUCAUGCUUGGCUGAAUUGGGAAAUCUUUCAAUCAUCCACAGCUCAGCAUCACAAGUUUCCAGACAUCUAGACAUAUUUGCCUUUGAUAUCGGGUCCUGUCCUUGCGGGAGAAGUCGCAGGUGGCCGGCACCAUGGAAAAGUUCAACGCGGACAACAACUUGUUCGGGCAAAAAUACCUCGUGCUUGUGGCCGACACGGACACCUGCGGGGAAGGCGUCAGCUUCAUGAGCGUAUUGUUUUGAGACAGAACUAGAAGAAGCACUGGUGAUUUUUUUGUUGUUUUUCCUUCUCGUCAACAUGAUGACCAAUUGCGAGUGCAGGAUUUUUAAUGUUGUCCAAUUUUGGACUCAAAAUGAAAAUUCUCUUUGUCGUAAAUGAGAAGAUAUAUCAAAAUCACUUCAUCAUCAUCACAGGUCCGUGAGUGUCACCUAUUGACGAUUCCGCAGUCUGUCAACGACUUUUACCAGUGGUUGGGGAGAUCUAACCGCCAGGGUAGUCACAAGAAGUUAGACGCCGAAGAUCAGGACCUCGAGUACUUUUAUGCAUUGCAAAAAAGUUCCUGCACUGCUACCACAACAUACUUCCACCAUCUUCAAUGCAUUUUUACAGACGAAAAACUUCCGUCUGCCCAAAUAACUCACUCGAACAGAGCAACCUAUCGUGGUCAGUCAAGGCUGGUACUGCUAUCACAACCACUUCGACUUCCGAACCACUGCAUAAUAUGCAGUGGUUCGGAAGUCGAAGUGGUUGUAACAUUUUUGCACAGCAUAAUCCCCUGUACGUGGCUACCUUCCCGCGAGACUGGAAACCCAGCACUCUGUCUGUGAAAAAGCGGACCUUCCUGCGGUCGGCGUUUACGGGGGCGAUCCGGGACAAGACGGGUAUGCAUUGCAAAUAUGUCUGGGUCUGGAAGAGUGCAACUUGUGAUGCUAACUUUGGAAGCUAAAAAAAAUCUGCAUUGCAUGACCAGCAAGAGGUGGCCUCCAGUUUGUGCUGCGCCGGGAUGGCAUUUCUCAUGCGGAAUAGGCAUCAGGAAGCCUUCUACUAAAAAUCUGUGAUGCUAGGUCAUGCAUUACAGGCGUCAUGGGUCAUGCAAAGAAGGCAUGACUCUUCCAGACCCAAACAUAUUUGCAGUUGAUAACGGGCAAGGCCGAGCGAAACCUGCUGAAGAACGUGAACAAGCUCGACAUAUGCAUUCUGCAAAUGUGUCUGGGCCAGGAAAGACGCGAUUUGUGAUGCUAAUUUUCGAUCACGCAAAAAUCUGUAUUGCAUAAAGCAGCAAAAAAUAAAGGCACUCAGAUUGGUGCCACCCUGAGCAGACGAGGGCCCUUCUCAUGUCGGCUAGGCAUGACCAACCCUUCGCGAAAGCUCCUGUGAUGCCCGAGCAUGCAUCACAGGCGUCGCGGGUCAUGUACAAGUUGCAUGACAAACCCCCCCAACAAGCUCUUCCAGACCCAGACAUGUUUGCAUUCGAUACGACAACGCCUUCGAGUCGUCAGCGGAGUUGGGCAAGGCGGUCCGGCGGGUGCAGAACAUCCGGAAGAAGCACGACGGCGAUUUCCUCGAGCACUACAUCGAUGCGGAGAAGGAAAACCUCCCCGGAAUGCGACUUUUGAACGAGAUGGAGAUGCGGUCCGUUUCCCACCAGUCCAGUGCCUGUCUCGCGUACCUGACCCAGACCGAGGACGAGAAGUCGCUUGCCGUCCUGCGGUAUCAAAUGCAAAUUAUAAUAUGUCUCGGUCUGGAAUAAACUUGUGUUGCUGAUACUUGCACUGCAGACUGACUGCUUGUACGGCGUAACAGCAUGAGAAGUUUAUUUUCUGCUCAGUGCGAAUCCAUUCGUACUUAGCAUUGCAAACUGUCAUGGACAAAAAAUUGGCCGAGUCGCAUUUUAUGGAUCACAAAUGAUCAUUGUCGUCCUUCUUGAAGUUGUCCCGCAUCACAAACCCAGACCCAGAUCGAUAUUUGCAAAGCAUAUGCGCGGCCAAGUGACCCGGUUUGAGAAGUUUAUGAAGACCUGGCGCGAGGGGGCGGCCUUCGACUACCACGGCGUGUACGAGGAAGGUGUAGAAGCAGCUGUUGCAGCGUAUGACCUGCUCAAACGUUACAAUCUCAAGCGUUACAAUAGAAUUUGGAAAUCUGUGAUGCAAGAAGUGCAUAAUCUAGCCAAGUCGCAUAGGACUGCGCAUGACAAGUUCCGGAGUCCCAAACCGCACUACAAUCUGCCGAAAUUUGUGUUGCAAGAAGUGGAGUGGUCUGCGAGUCUGUCAUGCUCAUUAUGCAACACAAAUGCCAGAUUCUAUUGUAACGUUUGAGAUUGUAACGUUUGAGCAGGCCAUACAGCAGCAGCUCCGGUCCAGGUGGUCGCGGAAGUAAACGGAAUGGUGAACGGGCUGCAGGGAGGAAGAGAACGUGGGGAGCAGGAACAGUCCGCGGGACAAGGAGAAGAACAAUCCAGCCACGACCAGCCGCAGUUGGACAGCGUGGUCGCUCUGAUGCGGGCCAUGCAAAAGGAAAACUUCUAGUCUACCGCAAUGAUGCGUUCGAUAUGAAAGAGGUGCACCUCCCGAAUUUACUUAUCCGAAAGGCUCUCCAGCAGAUCUUUAUAUAUCAGCAUCAGGAAAUUAACUAAUGCGAACCUUCAAGAAGAGAACAGCCCUCCGCUCGUUUACCGUAGCUGGUUUUCCAAAACAAAAAAAAUAACCUACAAAAUGAGAGAGGAAGAAGUCAGUAGGAAUGUGGAAGUUUACAAAUAGAAACUGUGUUUACCACCGCUAAUAAUGAACAAGUUUAGAAUUAAGUCUGAUUUUACGCUUGAUGUGACAGCAUCGAACAGGCACAGAGUGAAUCUGCAUUCAAUUCAAUCAGUCAAUCGCUCAUCAGAAAUUCUUUUGUUUGAAGUCCCCAGUAUGGAUGGAGCAGUCUUCUAUUCCGUGACUGAUUCAACACAACCUAAAGAUACUUCGAUCGAGAACCUAUAUAAUCAUUUUCGUUGUAUCGACUAUUGUAUUCCGUCGUCCUCCGCGCAAUCUUUCGUGGUUUUCCUUUUCGUGAGUUAAAGAACUUAAUCUAACCCCUUCUAUUUUGGGUAUACAUUGUUUCAUCUCAUCUAGAACUUUUCUCUUGAUUUUCCCUUCUGUACAAGAUUUUUUUCUUGAUUGAGAGCUCUCACUUGACAUUUUUCUGCUAUGCGUUUAAUGUACUCGAUCCCAGUAGUUCGUAUGAAUUUCCUGUACAUUUUGGCACAAGCACACGACUGUUUGUCUAGCAGCAUGUAGUUGUAAGUAGUUUCCUUUGCAGGAGGUAGGAAUCGGAUACAGUAGGAGCAUCGAACAGUCAUUGAAGUCGUAGUAAGUCCACUUAUUUUAUGAAAUUCGUCUCAUUUUCCACGUAAGAUAAAUCGAGUCAUGUUCUUUCACAGUUUUCUGUUGCAGCGCACACGCAAUUGUGUUAUUGUUGCAGUUCGUUGCAGCGCAACACGAAGAGCAUGAGAAACAUUUUACGAGUAGAGCUACUUUUCUUUGUCCGAACAUCCCGCGAUCUUUUUUUGUCAUAUUUUCCAAAACGUCUUCCACGCUUAGGUAGAGUUCGCGUCUUUAAAUACUCGGACGUGAAGAUCGCUACCAAAGCGGACAAUGUGGCGGCAAGGCGUUUUUAUCCUAGAGCUUCCAUUUCUGUAAAUUUUGAGCCGUAGCACCGCGAAAAAUGAAUUUACAUCGUCAACGCGAAGGAGCGGCGGAGUGCUACAUGUUGUGAGGAAAGUAGCGCAGGAAGGAAAUUGAAUUGGCUAGAUGAGCUGAAAAAAUGCCACGAUGUACAUCUCUAGUCCACCGCAGCACGUACUACCUGCUCGAGUCAAGACGGAAUACGAAGCGGCUACUUUCCACAACUUCUGUAGAGUACAUUCAAGGCGAACUGAACAUCCAACACAAAUUUCUUUCCUUGGAUAGCGUACUUACAUCGCUUCAGAGAUGACUCAGAUAGUGCGACGCUUCUCGUGUGGUGCAAGCAACGUAACCCGUUCACUAUGCAAGUGCUCUCUUUGCCGUUACCGUUUCGCUUGAUUAAAAAGAAUUUUCGCCGGUGGCGUCGUAGUAGACAAGAGAU
This is a messenger RNA of Amoebophrya sp. A120, 8416 nucleotides long. NCBI's taxonomy places the organism in Eukaryota, Dinophyceae, Syndiniales, Amoebophryaceae. The record is from the annotation of a GenBank genome assembly.